CGGCUAUCUUGCCAACAAAAAUUUCAAGUAUUAUCAGAUGAGUUUUUACAUGUACCUGCACAGUUUUAAAAUAUUAUGCUCCGCUUUUUCAAAAUGCGAAAAGAGCUCCCAAUGUCGCUCAACACCCUCAAGCUCUCGCCACUUAAGUUUCAUUGCGGAACAUGGUCCUCUGCAGAGCUAAGUAGGCAAGGAAGACUUAGGAAUGUUCAACUUUGAGUAAACAACACUAGUUGAUCAUCUGCUACUUAACACAAGCCCUUUCAAUGCGCAUCUAUCAAAGCGAGUCACAGCAUACAGGUUCAACACAAGAGGACCGAACUAGAAAUAAAAAUGAAGUUAACUAUGAUGACAACACAAUUGAUGGAGUACCCUUGAGGAAAUUAUACAUCAAGAAUGUCCCCUGUGGCACCAAACAAGAACAACUUUAUUCGUGUUUUAUGUAUUUUGGUGAUGUUGAAAACAUAGUCAUCUGUCAUAGCCAGCACACAUGCAAAGGAUUCAACAAUCGGCAUAAAGAGUGCGACAAAGUCACCUUUGCUUUUGUCACCUACAAAUCAACUGAUGAUGCUAUAAAAGCAUUGAAUUCAAAAUCUGUCCAGUUUAAAAGGAAUAAAUUGUACAUUUUAGCAGCUUUUGCCCAUUGCCAGCCUUAUACCCAAGAUGAAUCAAGUGAAGAAGAUGAGCCUCUUGAUCCUAACACGAGUGUGAGUAACGGAAGCCCACUAAUUGACUACAAAUCUAAUUUUGAAGCACCAAUUGAAAACCUAGAUGACUACUGCCUCCGCUCCAUUUUUAGUCUCUUACCACACAUGGAGCGGAUAAAAAUUGAAAGAGUUUGCAGAAGAUGGAAAACCAUUGCCAGAGGAAUGUGGCAUACAGAGCAGGAAUUAGAUGUUGCAAACAAUAUACCUUUUGCCAUACCGGAAAAGCACCGUACAUUUGCUGUUCUUCGAAAAAUUUUCAAGCGAUGUGGCCCUUCUCUGAAGAAACUGAAUCUCCAAAACGUGAAAAUUAAGGGAUCUGAUGGUCUGAUUGAAGCUAUCGUGAGAAAAUGUCUUCAUUUGGAGGAGUUGCAUUUAGAUGAACAGUAUUUGAGCAAAUACAAAACCAAUAUGCUGAAGCCUCUGAAGCAUUUGAGAGUUCUUUCUUUGCGUGAUUGUAGAGCAGUGCAGGAUGCAAAUUUGCAGUCUUUGCUGGAAGACAAAUCGCACCUAACUCACGUCGAAGUUACUCACAGCUGUACUGUAGAUGGAAGUUUUCUAUCAGGCAUUAAUUCACCUCUGGAAACUCUCAAUUUAAAUUCCUGUGAGGAACUAACAUCUGAUAAUCUAAGGGCGAAUCUGGGCAAAUUUUCCUCGACUUUGAAGCAACUCCACCUAGCCGACUGUCAGCUUCUUGAUAUGGAUGACAUCAACAUAAUUUUGUCUCAGUUACCAGAACUGCACACUCUCACGCUGAGUCACUAUCCACAAGAAAGUUUGACCGCACUGGAUGGAAUAACAACCUUGAAGCGUUUGAAAUCCUUACAUGUUGCAUUCAACCGUAGCAUCUCUGAAGACUUCCUGCAACUCCUCAUCCAGUCCAAUUUAGAAUUGACUCACCUUGAUAUUAGCGGAGCAGGCCAAGGUUAUGAACUUGAUGAGGGUACCUCGUUCUGUUUUUCUCGAUUGAAUACUAUGAAAAGUUUACGCAUCCUCAAUUUAAGUUAUAUUCCAAAUCUCAACAGGAACAUCAUCCACAACUAUGCUUCAAGGUCACCACCUAUCGAAUCUUUGUCUUUUUGCUUCUGUAACAAUCUCAAAGAUGAUGAUAUUAAAAGUUUGUUUACGGAAUGUCAUCAACUGAAAUACCUGGAUCUUAGAGGCUGUUCUCAUAUAACACAGGAGACAAUUAAAACAGCCAAUGAGGCUCUGGCGUUACGUUCGAAUAAUCAGCCACUUCAAAUAGUUGUCGGAGGUACUGGUGUCAAAGGGCUUAGUCAAGGAACAAGGAGUAAUAUAUUAAAUAAUUCAGGAAGUGAAUGGAGUGAUGAAACAGAUAGCUCAAGCUGUGGAUCUGAAGCUGAAGCAAAACUACCACCUCUCCACCCUCUUCUCACUAUUAGUUAUGAAAGCAAUUCUACUGCAAAGCCUUAUCUAGAGGGCGCCUGGUUUGGAGACUGGUCUGAGGAUAACUUUAUCCACCAACACGCUUUAGAUAAUUUGCUUCAUAACUUUAUAGAUGAUGGUGAACUCUAUGAAUUCGAUAUUGAUUCAGGUGAAUCUUUUCCCAAUGAUUCUGAUGAAGACUACAAUGACUUAGAUGAUGAGUUUGGUUUUUUUUAAUCGUGGGAAGUGUUAUCUAUUUAUCAUUUCUGUUCAGAUAACUACAGUUCUCUCUUAUGAGCUCUUUACAGUUAUAGGGUUUGUGCAGCCUUGUUUUGUCCCCUAAUAUUUAAUAAAACUGAAGAUUUUUAGAAUUCAUCGAAGGAUGGGAUUUAUGGUCUGAUUUCAUCAAAUUGUCAUCUUUUAGUGUGCUAUAUGAGAAUAUACCUUGACUUUGUGUCAUUUCCUUCCUAUGAAAGGAUCGCCCUAUACCUGUCUUUACUUAAUACAUCUAAUCCACUUACUAAGGCGUGUAUGGACUUGUUUAGAUCUUUUACUAUGAAAGCUCAGCCUUUGUUAAUGUAAUUGGGCGAGACAAAAAUGUAGUGAUGAAAGUUUUAAAGGACCCCGCACACCUCUUAUGGGAAAGUGCACCAUGACAGAUCCUUAAUUGUUUUAUGGCAUUCGAUUCUCCUCAAGAUGCUGAUCAAAAGUUAUCAUUCUGUCAACUUUCUACAAUGCACCGUUUUUGCAAACAACGGCCGAGAAGAUUCAACUAUUUGGCGACAAUGAAUCAAAAAGAACAAAGCAUUCGAUUUAGAAACAUGGGGAAGAGGUGAGUAGAGCGGGAGAGAGAAACUGAUUUGAAUGGUCGAGCAAAACGGCGUGCGGAAUCCCGAGACAAGACUGCCGCUCGGUGCGGGAGUUCCCCUGAUUUCCUUGUUGACUUACAGCCGACCGUUCACUCGAGUGCUGAAAUGAGGAUUCUUUCUGGCUCUUCAUCGCCGAAUAAUUGAAUCUUCUCGGCCAUUUUUUGAGAAAACGGUAGAAAGCUGGCGCAAUGAUAACUUUUGAUCAGCAUCUUGAGGAGAAUCGAAUGCCAUUAAACAAUUAAGGAUCCUUCAUGGUUCACUUUCCCAUAAGAGGUGUGCAGGGUCCUUUUCAGUCUGCAGUUCUCGAAAAAUUUGCAGGAAGUUCUUCAAUUAUAUCUUUCUUUGGCUGCACCAACCCUGGUUUAUUAAUGCCAUCUAAUUUUCAUCCAGUUUGUUAGAUUUUUAUCUCAUCUGCUAAAAGUCAGAUCAUUACAUAUCAAACAAGUAACCUCCUUAAAUGCAGCCCUUAUCAGCAUUGAUCUCAAUUUAAUGAAAAGUAAUGCCUCAUCUUUAGCUUGGCAAAAAUGUUUCCAUCCAACUAGGAUUUAAAAUAUGUAGCUUCAAAAUCAUCUUUUCUCUAUUCCGAUUGUCUUACAGAUACUCUCAAUAAAACUAUUUUGCUGUA
Bemisia tabaci is the source of this 3581-nucleotide messenger RNA. RefSeq names its product putative RNA-binding protein EEED8.10. NCBI's taxonomy places the organism in Eukaryota, Metazoa, Arthropoda, Insecta, Hemiptera, Aleyrodidae. The record is from RefSeq and is a predicted model, not a curated record. Gene Ontology annotation, cellular component: SCF ubiquitin ligase complex. Gene Ontology annotation, biological process: SCF-dependent proteasomal ubiquitin-dependent protein catabolic process. Gene Ontology annotation, molecular function: RNA binding; protein binding.